AUGGCAGUGUUGAUGGCUUAUUGGUUAAGUUUGGUUGCUGUGUCAUGGACAAUGAGCACAGGCCAUGCUUUGAGGAGAAUAAGCCUGAAGAAGAUGCCAUCUAUCAGGGAGGCACUGCAGGAUAUGGGGGUUUCAGUGGAGCAGGUGUUGACUGAGUUAGCACAGAUGGGCUCACAAGACUUCAGCAAUGGAACUGCACCCACUCCUUUGACCAACUAUUUGGAUACACAGUACUAUGGAGAAAUCAGUAUUGGCUCUCCAGCUCAGAUGUUCAAUGUAGUAUUUGACACAGGCUCAGCCAACCUGUGGGUUCCCUCGCAAAGCUGCUCCCCUUUUUCCACAGCCUGCUUUACUCACAACAGGUAUGACGCCUCCAUGUCUCGCACUUACAUGGAAAAUGGAACAGGAUUUUCCAUCCAGUAUGCCUCAGGGAAUGUCAGAGGAUUCCUCAGUGAGGAUGUGGUUGUGGUGGGUGGGAUCCCCGUGGUCCAGGUGUUUGCUGAAGCGACCUCCCUGUCUGCCAUGCCCUUCAUCUUUGCAAAGUUUGACGGCGUCCUGGGGAUGGGCUACCCGAAUGUGGCCAUUGAUGGUAUCAUUCCAGUGUUUGACCGCAUCAUGUCUCAGCAUGUCCUCAAGGAGGAAGUGUUCUCUGUUUACUACAGCAGGGACCCACAACAUUCACCUGGUGGAGAGCUGGUUCUGGGUGGCACAGACCCAAACUACUACACUGGAAACUUUAAUUAUAUGGACACCAAAGAGAUGGGAAAGUGGGAGUUAGUAAUGAAAGGUGUUUCUGUGGGAACAGAAAUGAUAUUUUGUGCAGAAGGGUGCACAGCUGUGAUCGACACAGGCUCGUCUUACAUCACAGGCCCAGCCUCCUCCGUUUAUGCCCUGAUGAAAAGCAUCGGAGCACAGCUGGAUGAAAGUGGUUACAAAGUCAACUGUGACACUGUGAAGACAUUGCCAAGUAUUGCUUUUCAUCUUGGUGGCCACGAGUACUCCCUCACCCAUGAGGACUAUAUUUUGCAGCAAUCGCAGAUCGAGGGGGAUGUCUGCAUUGUUACCUUCAGGGGCUUGGAUGUGCCACCCCCUACAGGUCCCAUUUGGAUUCUGGGAGCCAACUUCAUCGCCCGCUACUACACAGAAUUUGAUCGUCGCAGUAAUCGGAUAGGCUUUGCUGUAGCAGUCUAA
This is a messenger RNA of Phycodurus eques (leafy seadragon), 1191 nucleotides long. RefSeq names its product renin (gene ren). The record is from RefSeq and is a predicted model, not a curated record. Lineage: Eukaryota; Metazoa; Chordata; Actinopteri; Syngnathiformes; Syngnathidae. The transcript is spliced from 9 exons. Bases 1 to 1191 code for a protein of 396 amino acids. Gene Ontology annotation, molecular function: aspartic-type endopeptidase activity. Gene Ontology annotation, biological process: angiotensin maturation.